AUGAAAGGCUCCGGAAAGAAGCUGUGCAACAUCCGCGUCUGGCCGAAAGCGGCAGGUGGUGCCUCGUGGCUCGUUGUUGCGAGCCACUUCAACUUGCAGUUGAUCAAAUGCCAGACUGCUUUGUACCUCCACCUUCACCGCCACCGCCACUGCGAUACGAUCGAAGGUCCAUCCUUCGUCUUCGUUCAGCGGAGCAGUACAUUCGCGAAGUUCUGCCUAGUUCUGCAAUCGCCCAGUGAGCUCGCAGCUCGGGGUCAAGGCUCAGAACCGAGUUGCAUACAGUCAGACACAUGGACGCUACGUAAAAGAUCGCGGUCUUCAUACAAUAUACCUGUGGAAUCGUCGAUGCAUCUGCUCACGAUCGGUCUCUGCUGA
Molecule: messenger RNA, 375 nt
Organism: Peniophora sp. CBMAI 1063
Lineage: Eukaryota; Fungi; Basidiomycota; Agaricomycetes; Russulales; Peniophoraceae
Source: the annotation of a GenBank genome assembly